Lytechinus variegatus (green sea urchin) is the source of this 2371-nucleotide messenger RNA. Its product is annotated as lysosomal acid glucosylceramidase-like. Gene Ontology annotation, molecular function: glucosylceramidase activity. The transcript has 10 exons. Bases 675 to 2255 code for a protein of 526 amino acids. Lineage: Eukaryota; Metazoa; Echinodermata; Echinoidea; Temnopleuroida; Toxopneustidae. Gene Ontology annotation, biological process: glucosylceramide catabolic process. The record is from RefSeq and is a predicted model, not a curated record.
AAUUCCUUCUGAAGAUACACACAUCAAACUUUUCAGAGAUUCAGAAAUAUUACUAAAAUACUGGAUUAAAUAAGCAGGAAACUGCUUCUUUGCUUAUACAUUAUCAAAGAGGGCUUACACAAGCAUCUGUACUAUUUUUAAGCCCCCGAUGGGAUCAUAGCACGACAAAACGUAUGAAGGCUUGGAUGAGAAACGAACCACCUGCUAGUUGUUAUCUCCUAUUUAAAAUAGAAGGACACACCAUCUUAAAAAGAUGUUGAUUUAAGGUCUUAAAAUGUCUACAUAUAAUGCGAAAUCCAAAGUAAAACCUUUUAAUGUAAAUACAGUCUAUAUUAAUCCUUUGCAUUGGACUACAACGGAUAGGUGUACAUGUCAUGUAUACAUAUUUCAUUUAACAUAUGCAUUAAAUACAAAUGCUAUAAUGCUGUGACGAAGUUGCCUUCUACCAAUCAAAUUGCACCAUCUUGGUAACCCAUAACAGUGGCACGUAACUUACUUGAUUCAGUAAUUAAUGAAACGUGACCCAGGCAGUGAUUACGAAAAGAGGAGACAGGGAAAAGGUUGGCGCCAUUUGACCUACACCCAAAUUUCAGAGCCGACUUUUGGAAGUGUGUAGCAGCAUCGCCACAAGGAGCUAUAUGUUUGUCGCGUAAGUGGGAAAAAUCUGUCAUGAAAUGACUUUGGGAGAAGUUUUAACGAUUCUCGCCCUGGUGGCCGUGGUUGCUGCAAGAGCAGAUAAUGACUGCAAGUUCCGUCAGUUCUCCGACACAAGCUCCUUUGUCUGUGAGUGUUCCGCUUCUCAUUGUGACGUCAUCGAAGAAUACACCCUCGACGAGGAAAACUUUGUAGUGUAUACUUCUGGAAAGAGAGGCUUCAGGCUGGAUAAAGACGAGAUGCCAAUCAGAAAUCGACCAACCCCUAAUAUUCCAGAUACAAGUAUCACAAUUGCAGUGGACCGAUCGGACGAGUAUCAAACCAUCCUUGGUUUUGGCGGUUCUUUCUCCGACGCAGCAGCGCUAAAUCUCUACAACCUAUCUUCUGACGUUCAGGAAAACCUUCUGAGGGCGUACUUCUCAUCUGAUGGAAUCGAAUAUUCAUUUGGUCGUGUACCAAUCGCUAGCUGUGAUUUUUCAACCAGGGAAUAUUCGUACGCCGAAACACCAAAUGACUUCGAUCUUGAAGAUUUCCAACUGGCCUUCGAAGACAUCAAUUAUAAGAUCCCGAUGAUCAAGCGAGCCUCGGCCAUGAGUUCUAGACCAAUCAAGUUAUUAGGUAGCGCCUGGUCAGCUCCAGGAUGGAUGAAAACAAAUGGUGCAAUGAAAGGAGGUGGUCGACUCAAAGGAUUGCCUGGCGGGGAAUACUACAAAACAUGGGCACUCUAUCUUGCCAAAUUUAUUGAGGCUUAUACCGACUUUGAUGUGCACAUCUGGGGCCUAACAACAGGUAACGAACCCACCGCAGGCCUCUUUCCGGAUUGGGAUUGGCAAUGCAUGUACUUCAACCCUGAACUCCAGCGAGACUUCAUCAAGCUGGACAUGGGUCCCACGUUACACAGCAGGGGACACCAAGAUGUAAAUAUCGUCAUCAUGGACGAUCAACGGAUACAUCUUCCUGAAUGGGCUGAUGUGGUCAUCGAAGACCCCUUGGCAUCUCAAUUCGUCUCUGGUAUAGGUCUCCACUGGUACAUGGACUUCCUCGUGGAUGGAAGCCGUCUUAACGAUACCCACCACGCUCAUCCAGAAUAUUUCAUGAUUAACACGGAAGCGUGCCAAGGGUACCUGCCGUGGCAAGAGAAGGUGGUUCUUGGUAGUUGGGAGAGAGGUGAAUCCUAUAGCCACAAUAUCAUUGAGGACUUGAGUAACUGGGUUAGUGGAUGGAUUGAUUGGAACAUGGCCCUUGACACGAUCGGAGGACCUAACUGGGUAGGGAACUUUGUGGAUAGUCCUAUCAUUGUCAACCCUGAUCAAGACGUGUUCUACAAACAACCAAUGUACUAUCAUCUUGGUCACUUCAGUAAGUUCAUCUCCCCUGGAUCAGUGAGGGUGGGGUCAUCGGUUGAUCGCGAUAGGCUGGUUGAACAUCUAGCAUUCAAGCUCCCGGAUGGAAACAUGGCACUUGUUGUUUUAAACAGGAAGGAAUUCUCCUUUCCUCUUCACAUCUACGACUCUGAUGUUGGUUGUCUUAACGCUGAGAUUCCAUCGCGAUCUAUUCAAACUUAUCUAUGGAAAUCACCAUCAUCAACAUCUCGGAAGUAAUUGACUCUCCUGUCCCACAAUUAAUCAGAUCAAAUUGAAUAAUCGUUUGGCUCUAGACCCGAAUACCAAUUGCAAUUGGGGUAUAAAUAUUACACGAAUAAUGACUUUGAACAGGG